AUCGCGUGCCACACCGAACCUGCGCGCUGUGCUUCAGUGACGUCGCUCCAUUGGAGCCUGCGGUUGGAGCGCGAGUUCUUUUCACAUAUCAACCCGGAGAGAGAGGAGAGCGAGCGCACGGCGGUGCCAGCCGUGGUCAGCGCUUUGAGAGAACACUGUGAAAUCAACCGGGAGGGACAACAUCCUAGACAUGUAAUGCGACUGUGCAACAUUGUGUCUUUCCUGGCUGUCUGACGUUAUUUUUCUGCUCAACCAUUGAAGAGGAAGAGGUUUGUCGUUUACGUAUUGGAUUCCAGAGCACUGGGAACACCCCUGUCUCUAUUUCUCUUUCUAUUUCUCCCCCUCGGGUUGAAAAGUCACCAGAGUGGAAAGGAUAUUUCGGUUUAUUGGAAUUGUAGCUGCUCUGAAGAUGAUCUCCGGUGUUUUCUGGGAACAUUGUCUUGGAUGAGAACCUGUGAGCAUCAUGAGUACCAAUGCCUAUCAGCAGGGCUCUUUGGGCGGUGAGCGGAGCUCUGGACCUAUCCGGUGCCAGCGUUGUCGGGAGGUGUGUAAGGGAGAGGUGGUGCGUGUUCAGGACACACACUUCCACGUCAAGUGUUUCACCUGCACAGUGUGUGGGUGUGGCCUGGCUCGAUCCGGGUUCUUUCAGAAGAGUGGUGAGUACAUCUGUACGUCAGACUACCAACGUCUGUACGGGACGCGCUGUGACCGCUGUGACGGAUUCAUCACCGGGGAGGUGGUCUCAGCACUGGGGAGGACCUACCACCCUACCUGCUUCGUCUGCAGUGUCUGCAGGAAGCCAUUCCCUAUCGGAGACAGAGUGACGUUCAGUGGGAAGGACUGUGUGUGUCAACAGUGUUCUCACACACUCGUCACCUCCAACGAACCAAUCAAGAUCCACGGACCCAGCCACUGUUCGGGGUGUGGAGAAGAUAUAAAACAGGGACAGUCUCUGCUGGCGUUGGAGAAACAGUGGCAUGUCAGCUGCUUCAAGUGUCUAACCUGCAACAUGGUCCUCACCGGGGAAUACAUCAGCAAGGACAACGUGCCAUACUGUGAGUCUGACUACCACGCUCAGUUUGGGGUUAAGUGUGAGACGUGCAGCAGAUACAUCAGUGGACGGGUACUAGAGGCAGGGGGGAAGCACUACCACCCUACCUGUGCCCGCUGUGCCCGAUGUCACAUGAUGUUCACAGAGGGAGAAGAAAUGUACCUGCAUGGUGGUGAAGUGUGGCAUCCUUUGUGUAAGCAGGCGGCCAGAGCAGAGAGAAGACUCAGGCACAGACGUCUGUCAGAGACCUCCAUCUCUCCACCGGGUUCGUCUGUCGGCUCUCCCAGCCGCGUCAUCUGUGCCAGGGUGGAGAAUGAGAUACUAGACUAUAAGGACUUGGCUGCGCUGCCUAAGGUCAAGGCCAUAUACGAGGUCCAGCCACCUGACCUCAUAUCAUCCUACCAGCCCCAGCAUCAUCCUACCAUAUCAUCCUACCAGCCCUACCACAGAUACUCCUCAGAUGACAUAGAGACCUUCAGCUAUGGAGAGUCACCUGGGACUCUCUAUUCUCAGGUUAGUAACCUUGUUGUUUUGCAGUCACCUGGGACUUUCUAUUCUCAGAAGCUGUAUUACAAUAUAGACAAGAGACAGAGACAGUGUUCCAGCCCUGCCUACAUGGACGACUCUCCCUCCUUCAGCCGCCAAGCCAUGUCUCCCAUCACGCCUCGCUCACCGCAGCACUAUGGACACCCUGUGCUGGCUGCAGGCUCUGAGAGUGGCAGGAGCUCGCCCUAUUACGGCUCGCUGGAGGAGCGGCCUAGUACUCCUACCACAUACCACGCCCCCAAGCAUUUCCAUGUACCAGACAAUCUCCCAGCCACCAAAAGCAGGACCAGCGAAGAUCUAAUCACAUCCUCCAGACUGUCUACCUUCUCUCCAGAACCCUACACACAGUCACAGUCUGACUCCUACCCCUAUCCCAGAUCCCCUAAUGCUCUCCGUGCUCCUAGGAGAAGGUAUUCUACAGGAGGAGAUGAAGAGAACUGGAGUCACAGCAGUCUUCAAAGAAUCCAGAGUGGUAUAGGAAGGAUGAUCCUAAAGGAGGAGAUGAAAGCUAGAUCUGGUUGCUAUGACAACGACCCUUGGGGCAGCGCUCGGAAUUCCCGCAGCGGCAGCAAGGAGGCUCUCACCACUACCAGCUACAACAGUACCGGCUACAACAACACUGUCAAUGGCUCUCCUCGAUCCCAUUACAGUUUAGACAGUGACUCGUACAAGUCAGCCUCUCUACCAGGAUACAGGCGGAAUGGUGUCAACAGACCCCAGAGUGCAGCCCCAGACUACUACCAACAGUAUGACAGCAGCAGUGAAGUCAACUGGGGAAUUAGAGAAUACAAGGUUUACCCGUAUGAAGUACUGAUUGUGACCACCAGGGGGAGACACAGACUGCCUAAAGACGUAGACAGAGCCAGACUGGAGCGUCAUCUGAGUCCCGAGGAGUUCCUCCAGGUCUUUGGGAUGACCGUGGCAGAGUUUGACCGGCUGGCUCUCUGGAAGAGGAACGGAAUGAAGAAACAGGCCAGACUCUUCUAACCAUGGAGAGAAAGAGAAAAUCAGAAAACAUUGAGAGAAACUGUUCUAAGAGAGAGAGAGACUAUUAAUGA
This is a messenger RNA of Salmo salar (Atlantic salmon), 2655 nucleotides long. The record is from RefSeq and is a predicted model, not a curated record. NCBI's taxonomy places the organism in Eukaryota, Metazoa, Chordata, Actinopteri, Salmoniformes, Salmonidae.